This is a messenger RNA of Oncorhynchus tshawytscha (Chinook salmon), 1080 nucleotides long. It is a transcript of the gene msmo1, whose product is annotated as methylsterol monooxygenase 1. The record is from RefSeq and is a predicted model, not a curated record. Bases 121 to 987 code for a protein of 288 amino acids. Gene Ontology annotation, molecular function: C-4 methylsterol oxidase activity; iron ion binding. The transcript is spliced from 7 exons. Gene Ontology annotation, biological process: sterol biosynthetic process. NCBI's taxonomy places the organism in Eukaryota, Metazoa, Chordata, Actinopteri, Salmoniformes, Salmonidae.
CAGGCUCGUUGAUAAUACUGUACUAGUCGCCACACGGUAGCCUCUCACUCAGGUAGACGGACCCACAGCUGCACCAAGUGUUCUUAUCUCCUCCCAGCCCAUCCCCACCAGCCAAUCAGAAUGGAGGUGAACAGUACGGCCACCAUCUUGUCCUCUGCCUUCCUGGCCGUGGAAUAUGUUGAUGCUGUUUUACCUGACAACCCUCUUCAGCCUUCACUACAAUACGCCUGGGGGUAUGUGAAUGAGAACUACACUAAAUUCCAGAUCGCCACCUGGGGUUCUCUCAUCGUCCACGAGGCCAUCUACUUCCUGUUUUGUCUACCUGGUUUCCUGUUUCAGUUCCUUCCCUUCAUGCAGAAGUACAAGAUCCAACAGGACAAGCCAGAGACGUGGGAGAAACAGUGGAGGUGUUUCAAGAUGCUGCUGUUCAACCACUUCUGUAUCCAGCUGCCCAUGAUCUGUGGAACGUACCACUUCACUGAGUUCUUCAGCAUCCCCUACGACUGGGACAGCAUGCCACGAUGGCCCUACCUGUUAGCUCAGUGUCUAGGCUGUGCUGUGAUAGAGGACACCUGGCACUAUUUCCUCCAUCGCCUGCUACAUCACCGCAGUAUCUACAAGCACAUCCACAAAGUGCACCACGAGUUCACUGCUCCAUUUGGCAUGCAGGCAGAGUACGCCCACCCAGCUGAGACAGUGAUCCUUGGGUCUGGGUUCUUCAUCGGCAUCAUGGUGUUCUGUAACCACGUGACGUUGCUAUGGGCCUGGGUCGCCUUCCGCCUGCUGGAGACCAUCGACGUACACAGUGGGUAUGACAUCCCUCUCAACCCUCUCCACCUGAUUCCGUUCUAUGCCGGAGCUCGUUUCCAUGACUUCCACCAUAUGAACUUCGUAGGGAACUACGCCUCCACCUUUACCUGGUGGGACAAGAUACUGCACACUGACUCCCAGUACAACAGACACAUGAUGAGCAAGAAGAACCAGUAGACAGACACACAGACACACGGACACACGGACGCAGACACACGGACAGACAGACACACAGACACACGGACGCAGACAUACGGACGCAGACACACG